ACAAUCAACCCGAAUUUGCCAGCGAGAGUGCGCGCGAAAGUUGACCGUAGCUUGUUCUUGCGUGAAGCGCAUCUUACGUCAGAGUCACUCAAAAUCCGAAAAAGCGACAGGAACGUGACUUGGAUCUUCGUCGGCGACUUGUCGCGGCCGCUGCCGUCGGGGACACGUUCUGGUCCGCAGAUGCUUUUCGAUCUACUGUUUUAGGACUUGGGACGAGACUCGAUACCCCAAACAAUGGAUACCAAAAUUCCCGAUGGGCCACCUGGUGUUGACCUUCACCCAACAUCUAAAUGUCCGCAUGUCGUACUCGGGGUGAGUUCCACCGCGACGGCGCAAGCGCACCCCGAUGACGGGGUGCACUACUUACAGCAAGUAUUCCUGAACACCUGCAGGGAACUAUGGACAAUCCCGGAAGGUGCGAUCGCGACGACGGCAGCAAACUACUUUUCCAAUGACCAGUCAAAGUACAUCUCGUUUGGUGUAGUAACUCAGAUGCCACGAAGCAGAAGGCGUCACCGGUCUCGUAGCCAUUCGAGAACACGUUCACAUUCUGUAGGCUCCCCACAAUAUGAGCAUAAACGCAGACGUAUCGAUUAUGAGAGUCCACAGAGCAAAGGAACCUAUAGAAAGUUGCAAGAAAAAAGGGGAGAGUGCGCGAGAGAGGGAACCAGUAGCUUUACUGAGACCAAUACCGGGAGCGAACGAUCUCUCCCCCUCUGUUCCCACGUCAUUCUAACCGGCAAUAGAGCUUCUCCAUGA
Messenger RNA from Trachymyrmex cornetzi, 759 nucleotides. RefSeq lists its product as uncharacterized. Lineage: Eukaryota; Metazoa; Arthropoda; Insecta; Hymenoptera; Formicidae. The transcript is spliced from 5 exons. The coding region runs from base 235 to 759 and encodes 174 amino acids. The record is from RefSeq and is a predicted model, not a curated record.